Messenger RNA from Drosophila simulans, 1252 nucleotides. Its product is annotated as vegetative cell wall protein gp1. The record is from RefSeq and is a predicted model, not a curated record. The transcript has a single exon. Lineage: Eukaryota; Metazoa; Arthropoda; Insecta; Diptera; Drosophilidae. Bases 69 to 1199 code for a protein of 376 amino acids.
CCACUGCUUCUGGUAGUUGCAAUUGAGAGUUCGAACCGCGAGGUUAAUGCUGCCAACGCAAACACCACAUGAUGAUGCACUCCAGAAACAGAUCGUGGACUCUGACCCUGCUGGCGCUGGGCGCGGUCCUGGCCACUUCAGCCGAGGAUGUGGCGCGGUCCAACCGGAUUGCGGCACCGGGGGAGCCACUCUACUACCUGAUGGCGGAUGCGGGUCCUUUGGUGACCCCCAAUGAGGCGCUGAAGCGCACGAACCGCUCGCUGCUCAAGUGGUGGGAUGAUCUCUUCCCCCGCAACAACAACAACUGCUGCAACAACAACAAUAACAAUCUGCUGUAUCCGACAGCUCCACUGCUCCCCGCGCCCGCUGUGCCCAACAGCUGCAACGGCCUGCAGCUGCAGGAUCUGGAUCCUUUCAAGCAGAUGAAACUCUUCAAGAAACUUCCCGAACUAUUUCCCACAGCCAGUCCAUGUGGCCAGUGUGGCGGCGGAUGUGGUCAGAACAACUAUGUGGCACCGGCACCACAGAGUCCUUCCUACGGCGGUGAUGGUUACGGCGUCCUGCCCAACAGUGGGUACACCAAACCCGAUCCUGAGUACAAUGGACCCGGCGAUGGGGAUGCGGGCUAUGUAGCGCCGGCAGCUCCUGCCUACGAAGCUCCAGCACCACUUGCUCCAGCCUACGAAGCUCCAGCACCACCUGCUCCUGCUUACGAAGCUCCGUCACCACCAGCUCCUGUUUACGAAGCUCCGGCACCAGUUGCUCCUGCAUACGAAGCACCUGCUGCUGAUUACAGUGCUCCCGCUCCACCAGCUCCCACCUAUGAGCCACCAGCAUCCGGCUACAGCAAGCCGGCACAGCCAAGUUACGCUGGAGCACCACCGGCACAGAUCGUUUACCAGCCCAUCAUCUAUCUCUCCGCUCCACUGGCAUCGAAGUCGUCCACCCUGGUGGAGUACGAUGACCAGAAAUAUGCCACUCCAACAGCACCAUCGCCACCGCCACCACCUGCUCCCGUUUACGAGGCGCCAUCGCAGAGUUGCUACCAACCGGCGGCUCCUCCUGCUCCCAACUAUGCCACGCCCUCGUGCCAAACGCCCAUCCGCCUUUCGCUCAUUGAUCAGCCAUAUCGAGUGGCUCCGGAACUGUUCGAGGAAUACAACUACCGCCUGGCCUUGGCCUCCCAGAAUAUUUUGUAGUUCUCUAAACGACCUGAUGCUUGACCAAUCUGUAAAUAAAAGUCUUCUAAUGA